GUUAAUGAAAUCAGUUCGCUUCGCUAACAAGUCCCUACCCUGCUCUGCUGCUCAUUACACACAACGCAAAAGAACAAAAAAUGAUUUGGAGGAAUUUAUUGAAUUCGUUUAACUCGGUUAAAUGUUCCAUUCACAAUCCGGCAAACGUCCUAUUGGCCAAUAAUGCUAGGUAUCUAUCAUCGGCUUUCGUCGCUGGAGAACCGGCGGGUCCCGAAGUCAAAACGGCCAUUCCAGGCCCAAGAUCCCUGGCCAUGUUGGCUGAAAUGAAAACAAUUCAAAUUUCAGAUGCUGUGCAGUUGUUUGCUGAUUACUCAAAGAGCAUAGGCAAUUAUUUGUACGACGUCGACGGCAACAUUUUGCUGGACGUCUACACUCAAAUUUCUUCCGUGCCUUUGGGCUACAAUCACCCGGAAUUAUUGGACGUCUUGCAAGAUAAGGAAAACAUUCGAACAUUCAUCAAUCGACCCGCCCUUGGCGUAUUUCCCGGAGAAAAUUAUCCGCAGAGAGUCUACAAUUCCUUGUUGCGUGUCGCCCCUAAAGGACACACAGAAGUAACGACGAUGGCGUGCGGAUCCUGCUCGAACGAGAACGCGUACAAGGCGAUAUUCGUUUGGUUCCGCCGGAAGCAGAGAGGAGACGCGCCCUACACGCCGGAAGAGGAAACGAGUUGCGUCAUGAAUCAGACGCCCGGUGUCUCAGACUUGACUUUGCUGUCAUUCAAGGGUGCUUUUCACGGUCGAACGUUCGGCACGUUAAUCACGACGCAUACCAAGCCAGUCCACAAAUUGGACAUCCCGACGAUGGACUGGCCGAUUGGUACCUUCCCCCGCUACAAGUACCCGCUGGAAGAUUUCGUCCGGGAGAACGAGGAAGAGGAUCGCCGCUGCCUGGCCGAAGUGGAGGAACUCUUCGAGCGGUACAACAAACGCGGGAAAAAUGUGGCCGGCGUGGUCAUCGAGCCCAUCCAAUCCGAAGGAGGAGAUCAUCACGCAUCACCCGCCUUUUUCCAACAGCUGCAACGAAUUGCCAAAAAGAACGGCGCUGCGUUGCUCAUUGACGAAGUGCAAACGGGCGGAGGGACGACGGGCGAAUUUUGGUGUCACGAUCAUUUCAAUUUGGAACACCCGGUCGACAUCGUCACGUAUUCCAAGAAAAUGUUGGUCGGCGGAUACUUUUCCCUCCCCGAAUUCAGGCCGCGGGAAGGCUACAGAAUAUUCAACACUUGGAUGGGAGAGCCAUCGAAGGUCGUCUUGUUGGAAAAAGUCAUUGACGUCAUCAAACGGGACAAACUGAUUGAAAACGUCAAAGUGACCGGAGACAUUUUGUUGAACGGACUCAAGGGAUUCGGUAAGCGAUAUCCCAACCUGGUGAAAAACGUCAGGGGACGCGGAACAUUUUGCGCGUUCGACUGCGAUUCCAUGGCGAAACGUGACCAGCUGGUCGAACAAUUGAAAGUCGAAGGUGUUCAAACGGGAGGAGCUGGCCCAGUGGCUGUUCGUUUGCGUCCCUCACUGGUAUUCCAACCGCACCACGCAGCCAUUUUCCUCGACAGACUGGAAAAGGCCCUUCACAAGAUGGACAACAAAGUCUAAAAGUUCCACGACAAUUUCAGUGUUCUAGGCUAUAUACUUGAACGCGCAAUUUAAUUCCGGAAUCAAUUUUCUAGAAUAAUAGCCCCCCUCCCCCUUUCAACAGGUAGUACUAUCUCCGGAAUGUUGUGCAAUCAGAGAGUUAUAGCUCCUAUAUUCUGAAUGUUCUAUUAUUAUACCUUAUCUUAAGGUCCGCUUCAUCUUUCCUUGUUUCUCUGCCACCCCAUAUAGUUUUAUCAAAAUUAUUGUUCAUGAUUUGAGUUUCAGCAAAAGACGACAGAGGCUUUAA
Daphnia pulex (common water flea) is the source of this 1878-nucleotide messenger RNA. RefSeq names its product 4-aminobutyrate aminotransferase, mitochondrial-like. Gene Ontology annotation, biological process: GABA catabolic process. Lineage: Eukaryota; Metazoa; Arthropoda; Branchiopoda; Diplostraca; Daphniidae. The transcript has 10 exons. Gene Ontology annotation, molecular function: pyridoxal phosphate binding. The record is from RefSeq and is a predicted model, not a curated record. Gene Ontology annotation, cellular component: mitochondrion. Bases 81 to 1592 code for a protein of 503 amino acids.